CCCAGAUCACCAAACGAUUCAAAGAAUCGAAAUGCAUGAAAAUAGUAAGAAAGAGUGCCGUGGGAUAUUCCCUGCCGAAAUGGUGCCCAAAUGGCACCGUGGUUGAAACGAAAUGAACCAAGGGCUAUUCUCCACCACAUUCUUAUCCUAUAUAAAAAGCUAGUCCAUCUCCGACUCAAAGAAUUUCUCAACAGUUGAUUGGCUCUAAAGCGCACGCAGCAUCUGAUGCUUUCUGCUCUGCUAUCUCUCUCAAAUGCAGACUGAAUUCAUGCACGGAAGCUCUUGUCAUGGACUCCGUGACAAUAACACCCAUGCUCUGUUCUUUCAACUUCAGCUUCUCAAACCCCCAAAUCAAGCCUAUCUACUCCACGAGCUUCUCGUUCUUUAGGUUCACCCACUUCAGAAAAUUGAGGACCUCUUCGAUCACUUUCUGUUAUAGAAGUGAUUCAAAUCCUAAAAAACAGAAUUCCAAGUUCAGUAAUCGAGUUUUUCCCCCAAACCCUAUCUGGGUUUUGUUUCCAAUCUUGCAAAGCAUCAAAAGCUUUGCCGCUUCACAAACCCAGAAAUGGGUUUCAUGUGUUCAAGCUUGUAAUGAUUCAGAGAAGAUUAUGGAUGAAAUUAGCGGUGGAUAUUUGCAAAAUGGAGGGAUUGGAGUUGCUUUAUUGAGUGUUACUUCGAAUGCGAAGGUUCGGAUUAGUCCUUUCGUGGCGACAUUAUCCGCGAACCCGACGUUUGUCUCGGGUUUGUUCGCGUGGUUCAUAGCGCAGUCAAUAAAGAUGGUCUUGAAUUUCUUUGUAGAGAGGAAAUGGGAUUUGAGAAUACUGUUUGCUUCUGGAGGAAUGCCCUCGUCGCACUCAGCUUUGUGCACGGCUUUGACGACCUCGGUGGCGCUUUGUCAUGGCGUGGCGGAUUCGCUGUUUCCGGUUUGUUUGGGGUUCAGUCUGAUUGUUAUGUAUGACGCAAUCGGUGUGAGGCGGCAUGCUGGGAUGCAAGCUGAGGUUCUCAAUAUGAUCGUUGAGGACUUGUUUCAAGGGCAUCCUAUCAGCCAAAGAAAGCUCAAGGAACUUCUUGGCCACACUCCAUCACAGGUCCUUGCAGGAGCUGUGCUUGGCAUUGUGGUAGCUUGUAUCUGUUGUCAGGCUUCCUUGGUUCCAACGUAACCUGCUCCUGCACUCUGCAAGCAAUUUUUGUCAGAUUGUGUCGUUGGCAUUGUACCAUGCUUGGAACCGCGGUGGCUAAUUAUUUGUGGCCUGCUGAGUUACUUGUGUUUAAUUAUCCUAUUGUAACUGCAGGACAUUGGAAUUCCAAAACUCAAAUGAGAAGAAAGAAGUUUUUUUUUUUUUUUUGCUUUUAGGAAAAUGAUUUCAUAAGAUUUCCUGGUUCUUAACCCAAAUUUCUGACUCUUGCUAAGUCCGGGCACUUCAUAAGUAUAGGUUAGGUUUAAAGAAUGCAGACUUGGAAGUGUUUCUUUCAUGACCAUCCAAAGUUGGUAGAUCAUAUUUAUUGCCUAAAAUAAUUGUUUUGUGCUCCAAUCUAUCUAAUAUAGU
This is a messenger RNA of Corylus avellana, 1547 nucleotides long. RefSeq names its product Acid phosphatase/vanadium-dependent haloperoxidase-related protein. Lineage: Eukaryota; Viridiplantae; Streptophyta; Magnoliopsida; Fagales; Betulaceae. The record is from RefSeq and is a predicted model, not a curated record.